Molecule: messenger RNA, 1005 nt
Organism: Metarhizium robertsii ARSEF 23
Lineage: Eukaryota; Fungi; Ascomycota; Sordariomycetes; Hypocreales; Clavicipitaceae
Product: mitochondrial chaperone BCS1
Exons: 1
Coding region: 1-1005 (334 amino acids)
Source: RefSeq, a predicted model, not a curated record
AUGUCGCCUGCGGACCAAGGUAUCGUGGACCACUGGGUAUCAUCCACCAAAUCGACCACCGUGCGAAGGGCUUCGCUCAACUCAACCUCACGACCUUCUGUUUCCAUGUCUGGACAAGCACCGAGGUACGACCAGAGUUCCAGGCAGAACCAGGAUCUAGCAACGGUGGCCCAGGAAACGAGGAUUGUAUUACCCAAAAUUUUACAGAGGCUUCCCAACAUACAAGCAGCAAAGUCCGAGGCCCUGUAUCUUAGCACCCUGUCACCACUCAAGGCUGCAGAGUGCCCGCGUCGCACUCCGAGUCGGAAAGUCGCCAUUAAAAUAGUAAACGACGACUCAUUCAAUGCAGCCAUCAAACUUACCGCCUCGAAAGGUGUUGCAUCAGCUGGACGGGUUGUCGUGCUCAACAUGGCAAGCCAUGCGAAUCCCGGCGGGGGAUGGCUGAAAGGAGCCAGAGCCCAAGAAGAAGCGCUUUGCUACCGCAGCUCCCUAUCGUUAUCGCUUCAUCGCCGCUACUAUCCGUUUAAGCAGCUCAUGGGCAUAUAUACACCCGAUGUUGUUGUUAUUCGUUCCGACAUGCCCUCUGGCCAUAAACUCUUGACCCCCGACAUUCCGGUGCAAGACCUUCCAGUAGUGAGCGUGCUGAGUAUUGCGGCUCUGCGAUGCCCCGAAACAAAACGCUUCCGGGGCAACACACCAUCAGGCAACGUCUUUGAAAGACUAGCAUACGCAAACCCCGCAGACCGGGAACUGACCAAGGCUAAGAUGAGGCUUUGUCUCAGAAUGGCGGCACGCAGAGGUCACGGCUUGCUUGUUCUAGGCGCCCUCGGCUGCGGCGCGUUCAAGAACCCAAAGGAGGAGGUUGCGCAAUGCUGGCUUGAGGUUUUACGCGAGACUGAGUUUCAGGGAGGCUGGUGGGAGGAGUUAUGGUUUGCCAUUUUUGAUAGUCGGCAGGAAGGGAAUUUCGAGGUGUUUGAAGAUGUUUUGGGAGGAGUGGAAGUGUAG